Molecule: messenger RNA, 2328 nt
Organism: Suillus clintonianus
Lineage: Eukaryota; Fungi; Basidiomycota; Agaricomycetes; Boletales; Suillaceae
Exons: 3
Coding region: 28-2223 (731 amino acids)
Source: RefSeq, a predicted model, not a curated record
AAUGUCAACGAUGCUCUGCGCACGCCAAUGAACUUUUCUACACCACCCAUCGGAAACAACUCUUUAACAGCGGUGUUACCAAUUCUUUCAAAUUCUUUCGAAGCUCUCGAAGUUUUGUUGUCCCCGUUUCUCGUUCCUUCCGACACCAUUCAAGAAGUCAUCUUGAUCUGUCCACAAAUAAUCCUUACAGAUGCGCGGCGGGUACUCAAGAAGAUCCUAUCACACAGUGACACCGUUGACCACCCCAAUCUUUCGCUGCUACCCUAUGCGAGUUCUUCCUUCUACAAUAGCACACUUAUAAGUGCUGUGUCUCGAGUUAGAACGGAAUGGGUUCUUGUUCUCGAUAACCAUGGUUUACAAGGCCUCGGCAGUGGACAGCGAGCUUAUCUACUCAGUCCACUAUUCAUUUCCCUACCAGUCGGACCUCAUGGCUUCCUCCGAUUUCCCGCCAAUGCUAGCCGUAUACUUGCGAUCAGCGAUCUCGAGCCUGCUGAUUACCUCAUCCCUCCCUUCGUGGCACCGGCCCAUCUUUUCCCUCGCAUUUUUUCACAUCUCGCCGAUUCUGAUCCUUGGGUAGCUUUUGGCGUGCACGUUGCGAAGACCCAUCUGCAGAUGAUAGGAGGGUUGGUUCUUCCAUCCGACAUCAGCAUCCUCAAUUGUUGCGAACAAAAUUCUCUCCUUUCGUCCAUCGAAAAUACUCAGGUAGAGCACAACCCAAAAGCGAUUCUAUCAGCGGACGACGACGAUCGUACGCCGAUACAGCCAGCAUCAGCUUCUGGUCAUCUCGUUCUGGUCGUUCCUCAUUUAGAAGAUCUCCAUGCUUUCAUGCCUGUUGCCUGCAGACUCCAAGCCGUUGGUCAUACUGUUUUGGCCUUACUGUACCAGGCGUCAUCAAGCGAUGUCAUGUAUUGUUCUUCUGAAGACUGCGCUCUCCAGUGUUCAACGCUUUCUCACACCACUCCGACCUUCGAUGCUUGGCUAGGGUCUCUGGAUGCCUCGCCCGAUGUUGUCUUCGCUUUGGAUGUUCAAGAUUUGUUGUCUAUCACUCUCACCAUUGUUCUUCUAUACGAGCCCUACCGUAAAACCACGUUAAUUCGAUUGCCCCGAGCUGACAUACCGUACUCCGAUUGGAUUGGCUCGCUCACCCUUCGUGAACUUCGCAACUGGAACGUACCCGAAAUCACCAUUAGCGUCAUAACCGAUCAUAGACCUUACUCUUUGCAACGGCUGCUGAUGUCCUUGGCCCGUGCUCGGUACUUUGGAGAAAGAAUCGGACUGCGUAUAAAUCUCGAACAAACUGCCGACCUCGAAACCUUGAGAGUCCUGCAAGACUUCGAAUGGCGUCACGGCGACGUCUUUGUCCACUACAGGGUCAUACAUGGUGGUCUCCUCCCUGCCGUCGUCGAGUCAUGGUACCCAAAUUCCAACCACUCUUAUGGUUUGCUAUUAGAAGAUGACAUCGAGGUGUCUCCCUUGUUCUUUGCGUGGAUCAAGAUGACUGUCUUAAGAUACCGGUACGGUGAACCCGAAAACGUCUCGCCAUCCGUAUUUGGCAUCAGUCUUUACCAGCAGAAAAUGAUAGAACUCAGACCAGAAGGCCGGAGAUCAUUCGACGCUAGGGCGCUUUUCACCACCGAUGGCACCAUGAACCCUAGUACACCUUAUUUGUCCCAGAUACCCUGCAGCUGGGGUGCGGUCUACUUCCCAGAGCAUUGGCGCGAGUUUCACGACUACCUCUCCAUCCGCCUCUCCGAGUACUCUAUGAAGAUACACGACAUUGUCGUCCCCGACAUCCGUUCCAACAGGUGGGUCAAGUCGUGGAAGAAAUACUUCAUCGAGCUCGUCUAUCUUCGUGGCUAUGUCAUGCUCUAUCCGAACUACGCCAACUUCACAUCGCUGUCGACUAAUCACCUCGAGAUCGGCUCGCAUGUCAAAGACCAGCCAGAGGAUGAAUACCUCCGCAAAAAAGCGUUGUUCAUGCUUCCCUUGAUGCCAUUGACGCAUGCCUCAGUGCCUUCUUCUCCCAGCCUGCUUGACUUGCCAGAACAGAAACUCCCUUCCUUACUUUCCUUGCCUGUUCUGGAUCUCAUGGGAGGUCUUUCCUCGGCAUCAGACCUGUUGGAACGAGGCGCCAAGCGUCGGAUGGAGCUUACUGGCUGUAGUGCUACUGUCUCUCUGACCUAUGACGCCCGUGAGCUGAUGUGUCUUCAGGAGUUCGCUUGAUUAUCGAGCAUUCGGUAGUAAUUAUUCAAUGCGACUUACACUGGUCUUUUCCAUUGUCUGGCCACAAAAUGAAAAUCUAUCCUGUAAAAACAAUAGCUAUGCAGU